UUCUCCCUCGGAAAUCAAUCAUUGCAACUUCCCAGAAAAAAAAAAUUAUCAAUCUUCAAUGCUGGCAACAUCAGUUUUUCCUUCUAAACCCUCAAUUUGCUUCCAAUCCCACCACCGCCACAUGUCUAUACGCUCCGCCGUGGCCCAGGAAGCGCCGCUGGCCGCGGUGGCAGUGGACAAGGGAAGCCUGUACGAGGUUCUGCGGGUGAAACACAACGCAUCUCAAACGGAAAUCAAGACGGCAUACCGAACGCUUGCGAAGAUAUACCACCCCGAUGCCACAUCGCGUUUUAUGAAUUCAUCGAUUUGUUCGCCUUCAUCAUCGGAUGGUCGGAAUUUCAUUGAGAUCCAUAACGCCUACAGCACGUUGUCGGAUCCUGAGGCCCGGGCGGUCUAUGACUUGAAAUUGUGCACCGGAUCUCAACGGAGGAGACCGCAAUCUUCGAGUGUUUCUGGAUUUAGGAGUCCGGGUAGGACGAGAUUUAACUCGACUCGAAGGUGGGAAACGGAUCAGUGUUGGUGAUUCUGUACGCUUGUUAUUAAAAAUUAUCCAUUAUGUGGUGAAUUAGUAGUGGAUAAAUCUUAUGUAAAUUCUUCUUCUCCUCCUUCCCUUUUGUUUUCCUUUCAUUUUUAUUCGAGGAAACAAAUAUAUUUAGCCCUUUUCUUUAA
This is a messenger RNA of Olea europaea var. sylvestris, 669 nucleotides long. Its product is annotated as chaperone protein dnaJ 11, chloroplastic-like. Lineage: Eukaryota; Viridiplantae; Streptophyta; Magnoliopsida; Lamiales; Oleaceae. The record is from RefSeq and is a predicted model, not a curated record. The transcript has a single exon. The coding region runs from base 59 to 523 and encodes 154 amino acids.